Messenger RNA from Mercurialis annua (annual mercury), 3052 nucleotides. Its product is annotated as receptor-like protein 1. Bases 84 to 2876 code for a protein of 930 amino acids. Lineage: Eukaryota; Viridiplantae; Streptophyta; Magnoliopsida; Malpighiales; Euphorbiaceae. Gene Ontology annotation, molecular function: protein binding. The record is from RefSeq and is a predicted model, not a curated record. The transcript has 5 exons.
UUACCACAAUUAAUCACAGAGUGUGAGUAUAAGUUGGCCUCUCUAGACAAAAGAAAAAGUUGUGGAGAAUUAUAUAUGUAUUCAUGGAGGUUAUAGUGUUAAAAUGUAUGUGUGUGAGAGUGAUUUUGAUGGUUUUAGUACAAGGAUUGUUCUGUAAUGGGUGCAUCAAUGAAGAGAGAAUUGCUCUGUUGCAGUUGAAAUCUGACUUAAAAUUUCUCCCAUAUCUAAAUUGGACGGGUUUAGACUGUUGUAUAUGGGAAGGAAUUGAAUGCGACAACAUGACAGGCCGAGUUGUAAACUUAUCUCUUGGCUUCGCAUCUGAUUACUGGGCUUGCCCCCCCCAGAAGACACGAGUUAAUGGCUCUCUGUUUCUCCCAUUUCAACAACUCAGAAGUCUUGAUUUGAGUGGCAAUUGCAUAUCUGAGUGGCUAGAUGUACCAGAAGGCCUUGAAAGAACAUCAACACUAUUAGGUCACUUGGAGGUUCUUGACUUAAGUUUCAAUUGGUUAGCCGGGAAUUCACUAUCAUUUAUGAAUAAAUUUUCUUCACUCAAGUCUCUAAAUCUAGAAGAAGAAAAUUUUGAUGAAAAUUUAUUAAAUAUUAGUGAAAUUGGAAGGCUGUCUACAAAGUUGAAAAAUCUUGAGGUUCUUGACCUGAGUUAUAGUUUGGUUAGUGGAAAACUAUCAUCUUUAAGUGGAUUUUCAUCUUUGAAAUCCCUCGACCUAAGUUUUAUUACAACUAAAUCAAUGCCAUUCAUAGAUUUGCCUUAUUUUAAGAAUUUGGAACAUUUGAGCUUGGAUUAUGUCUCAUCUCUUAGCAGUACUUCUCUAUUAAACAUUGGCAGUAUGACAUCACUCAAGAGUUUAUCACUGCAUGAUUGUGAACUCGAUUUGCAUUCUUCUUUAGAUCUUUGUGAAUUGGUCCAUUUGCAAGAGCUAGAUAUCAGUCGGAACUAUCUCAGUGGUGCUAUACCCUUGUGUUUUGCAAAUUUGACAUCUCUUCAUCGACUAGAUCUUUCGUACAAUAGCUUCCAGAUUCCAUCCUCAUUUGAACCAUUUCUUAACCUUUCAAAACUCAAGUACUUGGAUGGGAACAAUAAUGAAAUCUAUGCUGAGAUAGAGUCAAAUUUUAUGGCACCAAAGCUUCAGUUAGAAAUCUUAAGGUUGUCUGCUCAUGGAAAUGGUGGUGGAGCACUCCCUAAGUUCAUCUUCCAUCAACGUGACUUGCGAGAAGUUGAUAUCACCAACGUUAAAAUGGGGAAUGAAUUUCCGAGUUGGUUGUUAGAUAACAAUACAAAACUUGAACGACUUGUUUUGGUUAAUCUUUCCCUUUCAGGACCUUUGCAGUUGCCAGUUCAUCGUCAUAUGCACUUGUCUCAUUUAGAUAUGUCUGAAAAUUCCCUAUAUGGGCGAGUUCCAAUGGAAAUUGGGGUAUACUUUCCUAAAUUAGAAUACUUAAGCAUGUCUUCGAAUCAGCUCCUUGGAAGCAUUCCUUUUUCGACUAGUCAGAUGAGCGCGUUGCAAGUUUUGGACUUGUCCAAUAAUCAAUUAUCAGGCAGCUUAUCAGAUAACUUAGCCAUCAACUCCUCAUCCUUACAUACUAUUAUACUCUCAAACAACAGACUGGAAGGCCGAAUACUUAAUUCAAAGUCGAAUUGGCAGGAAUUACAGUUGGAUAGCAAUUAUUUCACCGGAGGGAUUCCUGAUAGCUUGUGUAACAGUUCUUUUCUCCAAGUUCUGGAUAUAAGUGACAACCAUCUCUUUGGUAGAAUUCCAGCGUGCCUGGGGCAUAUGACGAAUCUUAGAUUUUUGGACUUUUCACAGAACAAUAUCACCGGAAGUUUGCCAUCUGGGUUCAGCCCCCCAUUAUUAUUUCAUGUCUAUCUGUCUAAAAAUAGACUUCAAGGAUCAUUGCAUGACGCAUUUUAUAACUGCUCUAUCUUAGAAACCUUAGAUCUCAGUCAUAACCAUUUUGGCGGUACAAUUUCCAAUCGGCUCAACAGUCUUUAUGAUCAGUUGAAAUAUCUUCUCUUGAAUAAUAAUAUGCUUGAAGGCGAGAUCCCAAUUCAUUUCUGCAAUUUCAAAGAAUUAAAGAUGAUGGAUCUUUCUCAUAAUAAGUUUUCAGGUCAAAUUUUUCCAUGCCUUAAUCAUUACAGACAGCGUGACCUCGCGGAAGGUCCUAUUUCUUAUUAUGCAGGAUCGCCUGCCCCUCAAAAAACUUUACAGUUUACAACAAAGGGCAGGGAAGACUCUUACAAAGGAAAAAUUCUCGAAUACAUGCGGGGAAUCGAUCUUUCUGACAACGAGCUGACAGGUGAGAUUCCAAUUGGAAUCGGAACUCUUAUCAAACUCCAUUCGUUGAAUCUAUCACACAACAGGUUGACAGGGUCAAUUCCAGAAACAAUUUCGCAACUCGGUCAAAUGGAGAGCUUGGAUCUAUCCAACAACAGCCUGAAUGGGGUGAUCCCUUCUCAGCUUACUCAGCUAUAUUCACUAGAAGUUUUCAAUGUAUCCUAUAACAACUUAACCGGAAAAACUCCGCAAAGAAUUUUUCAGUUUGGGACAUUCGAUGAGAGCACCUAUUAUGGAAACCCGUUCCUGUGUGGACUACCAUUGAUAAAAAAUUGCUACACAGCUGAAGCAUCAGUACCAAUACCGAGAUACAAUGAAGAAGAAGAAGAGGAGAGUGGGUGGAUUGACAUGGAAGUUUUCUAUGUGACCCUUAUAGUGACAUAUAUAUGCUUCUUGUUGGGAAUUGCAAUGGUUCUUUACAUAAAUCCUCGUUGGAGAAGAAUAUGGUUUUACUAUUGUUCGCAGGCUACUGAAACUUGCUACUACUUCAUUGUCGAUAGCAUUUCCAAAUGCAAAAUCAAGUAAACUAUUUAUUGUUGUUAUGCUUUUUAGAUGUUUGUACUGGUUAUGUUGAAAAUGUAAUGCGUGCUCUAAAUAAAAGAUCAUUAUUCAUGUAAUAGAUUUACACUCGAAUGCAGAAUAUAUGUAAUGCUGGAAUAAUGCUACUAGAAUGUCUUACACAAAGUGAUGCAUUAUACUGA